GGUUUCUAGUUUCCUAGAAGCAUGGGUCCUUCCCCCACAUAGUUGUGCUUGUGGGCGGUGUUUUUAAAUAUAUGCUAAUACAGCUGUCCUGACCGGAGGGAGAGAGCUCAGUCUCUCAGACACAGCCCAUCUGACAGCACAGAGCAACGAGAAGCUUUCAGAGAGGGCGGCCAUGCAUUUGCUUUGGGGACAGGGUCAUUUGAUCCAAUAAGUUAGUAAAUACCGGUCAUUGUCUCUGUCGACAAGCUGUAGAGAAGAGACAUGUGCCUCUGAUAAUGGAGAUAAAAGACUCGGGCAGCGUGGUUCUGACAGCCUAUCAUUCCUACACUCCUUCCAGGAUACCGGUCAUGGAAAAGAGCUUCACCCCAGAGAUUUCAGCCAGCCAUCCUCUCAGCAGAAAAUCUCUCCCUCAUUGCCGAAGAAUUAACAGAAUGUUAUCGAAUGAAUCCCUCCAUCCCCCUGGGUUCAGUCGCUCCAACUCGCAGGCCUCUGUGGACAGCACCUCCAUGGAGGACUUUUGGUGUGAAGUAGAAAGCAUCAAAGAGAAUAGUGAGGAGGGGCAAGAUGAACAAACACUAAUUGAUAUCAAGCCAGCUGAUGAAGGGGAACUUGAAGCGGAGUGGUUACAAGAUGUGGGUUUAUCAACAUUGAUAUCAGGAGCACAAGAGGAAGAUGGAGCAGCUUUGCUCUCUACCUUGACUCGGACGCAGGCAGCUGCUGUACAGAAGCGGUACAAUACCUACACUCAAACCAUGAGGAAAAAGAACAAACAUUCAGUCCGGGAUGUGAGGGAUAUCUUUGGAGUCAGUGAGUCUUCGCCAACAAUUGACACAGUUCCAGUACCCCUAGUUCCCUCCAAUGGUUUGCAGGGGCCAGGGAAGAAGCCUAUUUGGAAAGCAGUGAACUCCAAUAGUUGUCUUGACUUUGGGCUAGAAAAGGACACUCCGUCAGUAGCCGAAGAACUUUCGUUUGAGCUCUCUUUCUCAGAAUGCAUCACAGAAGUUCCUAAGGAAAAAGAAAGUCAGAAAAUCCAGAAGUUUAAAAAAGAAGAUUCUUCUUUAACUAAAUUUAUUGUUCGGAAAAGCAGAUUCGGAUUGAGCGAAGUGGAGGAUCUGUCAGUCGAAGACUUAAAGAAGAUCCGCUACCUCUCUCUCAUUGAAUUGACCGCCUUCUACGACGCCCUGGGCAUCGAACUAAAGAGGAACCGGACUGAGAAAGUGAAGGGACGCGAGAGUGGUCUUUUUGGAGUGCCGCUUACAGUCCUGCUGGAAAAUGAUCAGAAGAAGGCACCUGGAACAAAAGUUCCUCUCAUCUUUCAAAAACUCUUACAGAAGCUUGAGGAAACAGGGUUGGAAACUGAAGGAAUUCUUCGAGUCCCAGGAUCUGCCUCCAGAGUCAAGAAUCUCCGCCAAGAGCUGGAAACCAAAUUCUACGACGACACGUUCGACUGGCAUCAGGUGCGCAACAAUGACGCGGCGGGCUUGCUCAAGAUGUUUAUAAGAGACCUCCCCAGCCUGCUCUUCACCGUGGAAUAUCUGCCGGCCUUCAUCGCUCUGGUGGAAAGAAUCUCCAAGAUUAAAUUGCAGCUCCAAGCUCUGCAUCUGCUAAUCAUGUUACUGCCUGAUGCCAACAGAGACACAGCCAAGGCCUUCUUGACGUUCCUCAAGAAAGUGAUUGCAAACGAAGGGAAAAACAAAAUGAGCUUGUGGAAUGUUUCCAUGAUUGUGGCCCCAAAUCUCUUCAUCUACAAAGGCAAGCGCUCCAACCAAGAAGAAAUGCAGACGGCCGCGACAACAGCCCAUAUUGUUCGACUUCUGAUUCGCUACCAGGAUAUCCUGUGGACCGUUCCAGCCUUCCUGAUUUCUCAGGUGAGAAAGAUGAAUGAGGCAGCCAUAAACAAUACCAAGAAGCAGCUGAUGUUUGACAAGAGUGUAAGAAAACUCCUGAGGAGAAAGACCAUGGAUCGAGAGAGGCCCGAAAGGCCAGAGUCCGACAUACCAGAGGGAGUCAUAAGAGUUUAUGCUCCACUUCAUUCUAAAGUGUCUAUGGCCAUUCAGCUCAACAGUCAGACCAAAGCCAAAGAUAUCCUGGCUCGAUUUCACUGUGAAAACAGACAUGGGGGAUUACACAAAUUUAUUGAUGGAAAAGCAGAUGGAUCUAAUGGGGUGAAGACCAUAUCUCUCUUACCUAAUCAUGGAAGGUUUCCUGGAAGAGCUAUGGAUCACCAAGUAGCAUUAAAGUCCAGAGCCAAAGCUUAUAUGAAAUUGGAGGCAAUAUCGGUCAGCACUGUUUGGACCCAGAUGCCUAUAUGUUGGAUGUGUACCAUGCCAAUCCACAAGCAGAAUGGGUGAUAAAACCCAAAACAAGUUGAAGCUUCCAGAGAUGCCUUUAUUUCUGACGAACAGAAAGACUGUGAUGGUGUUUUCCAGACUUGUCAGGAAGUCCUGAUCGUGAUGGAAACUGACACGUGUCCUUCCGACCACAUCUGUGUUUCCCAUCCUUCUCUCCUCUAAAAUUUUUCCAAACGCUGGGAAGUGACUGGCAGCUGUCACUUGUUCCCCAGUGAAGCUUUAGGGAAUGACAGCCAGUGGUACCCGCUAAGUCCGAGAAUCCUCACUUGCCAGUGGUUGGAGAGAAGGGUUGAGGACACUGUGUUAAACCGUGGUUACCCUGUGGAAGAACAUGCCAAUCUACAGAAACAAGGGUUCUUCAUCUUUGGCAGGAUCUGGACUUAAAACUGCAGUGAACCCUUACUUCCCCUUGAGAAAAGAAACUCCCUACCUGUAGCAAACACUACCGGAUCCAAGAGAUUAUUGGGGCGGUGCUAGAAUGAGGAAGCCAGUCCCUUCCUCUUAAAAGAUGGGCUUUCCUUUAUAGGUUGUUAAAGAUGCCAAAAGUGGUUGCGUGGCAAAAAUCAGACUUUCUUCCUUGAAAGGAAAUUAGGUGAACGGAAGAUGAACACUAUUUAUGCUUUAGACCCACUCCUCAUUACUAGGUGAUUCUGAGGGGAAAGAGCUACUGUUCGUAGAAUCAUGUACUGUGUAUGUACGUUGUACUGUAUCGUUAUUAUCGACACUCUGCUACCAAUGUGGAUAGUUCCAUAUCUAAACACUUGGAGAUCAAUUUUCUAACGACGGCCUUACGAAACAAACACCAAACACCAAAGUUACUUUGACAAAGGAUGAGUUUGUCCAUCCUUUCAUACUGUUCCUUUUAGACAACUGCUGCAGAUCCUAAACGUUUUCCGAUCAUGAUUCCGUUUGCUGAAUAUGUUUCUGUGUGUCUGACAGUUGUUUUCUUUUACCCCCUUCCAUGCCUUUCCUAUUUCAGAGGGCAGUUGUUACACACUUCUGCAGCCCUCCUUUCAAAGAUGCUUUUAUCCAAAUGCUUACAAGUGUUGGAAAAGAGUUACAUCUGGAUCUUGUGAGAUGGAGGAGGUAGUAUUGAAUUUUGUUCAUCCAUCAUAGCCAGAGCCAAAUAUUGCAGAUUAAAAUCAAGUUGUAAGGACAUAUGCAGGUUUCCUUCUCUAUGGAAAUCCUGAAUGUUCGUUUUCCAAACUCUGAAUCUGCCAAAGCAUGAGGUCAUUAAUUAUCCUGGUUUGUGGAUGAAUGUUUUCAAUUAUACUAUCAUUUGACAAUGCAAUAAAUGUUAAAUAAUUAUGCAGGUCUCCUUUUCCCAGCUAGUUGGAAGACUGAGCUUUCUACCAUCUGCUGGAAAUGACUGCAGUUUACAAAAUGGCAAUGGUGCAUUUUGGUAGAAAUUACAUUAUUGUAAUUGCCAAGCAUGCUAGGUGAAAUGGUCUUUGCAUUCGGAUUUUGAGAGACGUGGUUGAGAUGCUGAUCGACCGUCUUAGAUACAACACAGGCAAGAAGCAAGACCACAUUAGGCAAGGAAGAGACGUUAUGCUUUUGAAUGUCUGCUUUAUAUAUCUCCUAUAUAUACACAUAUGUCUAUUAUAUCUAUAGGAUCUUUAACUGCUAUAUAUGCAUACAUAGAGAAAAAGAGAGAAAGAGAGAAAGAAUGAUGUUUUUCAUACUCAAAAAUGAUACCCAAAUACACCUUUGCGUGAACAAGACUGACUAGCUGUCUUUAAUGUUUUUCACUCCCUUGUGCUGAAAAAGGGAUUACUUAAGUAGCACAGCCACUUUGGGACGAAGCUUCGAGGAGUCAAUGGUCUUGGAAAGUACUGGAACUGUUAGUGUGUUCUAUGUUGUACAUACAGUAUAAACUACCUCACUUGGCCAUAUUUACUCAGACAAAAAGCAUCGUGGAUUAAGAAUACUUGGUGUUUCAAAAUGUUCUUGAAGUCUUAUUUAAAUCACCUGAUUUUGCUUUCGAAGUUCCUAGUUGAAUAAUACACCAGUGCAAAAAAGCAAAAUUAAACAUUUCCAUGAAUGUUGUGCUCUGCAGGAAUCUGUGCCGAAGACACAUUCUUGCAUUAAUCUUUGGUUUCUGGACCCAUUCGGAUGACUGGGAGGAUUCCCAGGAGUUCAGUUGUGGGUCAAAAUGUCCCAUCUUUUCUUUCAAUCUUUCUUCAAUUAUUUUCCACAGUGGGUUGCUGAAUUGGAAAAUAUUACAAUGCCACUAAAGCCAAGUAUUGGAAUAUUCCUCCCAUCUCCAAGGGAAAUGUUGAUUGUUUUGUUACAGUAAGGGCUAUUGUAGGAACAAUAGCGGAUUUGUAAAGGCAAUUGUGUACACUGCAUUUUAACCAGGAAAAUAAAUACAAAAACCUAAACCAGAA
Molecule: messenger RNA, 4741 nt
Organism: Ornithorhynchus anatinus (platypus)
Lineage: Eukaryota; Metazoa; Chordata; Mammalia; Monotremata; Ornithorhynchidae
Gene: ARHGAP28
Product: Rho GTPase activating protein 28
Exons: 16
Coding region: 276-2351 (691 amino acids)
Biological process (GO): signal transduction; regulation of small GTPase mediated signal transduction; regulation of actin filament polymerization
Cellular component (GO): cytoplasm
Molecular function (GO): GTPase activator activity
Source: RefSeq, a predicted model, not a curated record